CUACAGAUCCCAGCAUUCUCCACAGGAGACUCCACAGCACCUGCGGCAGUCCCCGGACACCGGGGGAGGGGGUGUGUGUGUGCGAGGAUGAGGAUGGAAGGUGGGGAGGAGAUGCAGGGCGCCGCGGGGCUGCGCUGCGCCUGGGACAUCGCGCCCCCCGCUGGCACCCCGGCCAAGUGGGUGAGGCUCAAUGUGGGGGGCACCGUCUUCCUCACCACCAGGCAGACCCUGUGUCGGGAGCAGAAAUCUUUCCUGUGUCGCUUGUGCCAGGGCGAGGAGCUGCAGUCGGACCGGGAUGAGACUGGUGCAUACCUAAUAGACCGAGACCCCACUUACUUUGGACCCAUUCUGAACUUCCUCCGUCACGGAAAGCUGGUCCUGGAUAAAGAUAUGGCUGAAGAGGGGGUUCUAGAAGAAGCUGAGUUCUAUAACAUUGGUCCUUUAAUCCGGAUAAUCAAGGAUCGCCUGGAGGAGAAGGACUACACCGUAACUCAAGUGCCUCCUAAGCAUGUCUACCGUGUGCUGCAGUGCCAGGAAGAGGAGCUCACUCAGAUGGUGUCUACUAUGUCUGAUGGAUGGCGCUUUGAGCAGCUUGUGAACAUUGGCUCAUCCUAUAACUAUGGGAAUGAAGACCAGACAGAGUUCCUGUGUGUGGUCUCCAAAGAGCUGUACAACUCCCCCAAUGGCCUGAGCUCUGGGCCCAGCCAGAAAGCCAAGAAAGAACUUCCAUGGCUCAUCUUGCAAGUAUCUCCACUCUUUCUUCCCUUUGUCCUGCAUGCUGGGCCACAGAGCACAGAGGAGGACCUGGAGGAGGAAGAGCAGGAGGUGGAGGCCGAAGCAGAAGCGGAGGAGAAAGGUACCUUACCUGUCUGCGCUCUCAGCUCCUGCCAGCCUGAGCUCUGCAUGAGUGACUCACAUUCCUGUUGUGGCUGUUGCAAGCCAGAGGUCUGAGGAUAUGCUUCUGACACUCUGCUCCAGCCUUUUUGUUUCUUCUUUGUAUUUUUGUACCGCAGUGUAUGGCAGCCCCUUGCCCCACAAUGACAUCCUCCAGCCCCCCUCACUUUUCACAUGCACCCACGACUUUUCACAGACUCACCUCGGAGCUUUCAGCCUCCAGCCCUAGAAGAGAGCAGGUGCUCCGGGGAGUCAGUCCCAAGCUAGUGUAGGGCUGGAGCUCCCAGGCCCCUCCCGUUCCUAGCACGCUGGCUUUGUUUAAUGUCACAGUGGCCCCUGCUGGGGACAUCUGCGAUCAGCCACUGCAGCCUGCGGUCCCUUCCUCAGCAUCCUGCGUGCGACUGGGGCCCUGGCGGGUAGUGGCUGCUGCAGAAGGACCCUUUGGCUGUUGCCGGCAGCUGGUCUGGUCUUGUGGUCGAAGGGUAAAUGCAGAGCCUCUGCCCUCUUUUGGGCAGGCUGCGCUGCUGGUGGGGUGUCCCUGCGCUGGGUAUCAUACUCCUUAGUGCCACUCUUCUUGUCCCCCAGAGCAGCCCUGUGUCAGCAGGGUGAGGAGGACACAGGAGCGCAGCCCUGAUACCGGGAACAGGCUGUCGUGUCCGGUAGCAGCAGAAGUCCCCCGUCCCAGGGAGCAGGGCAUUGGCUUCACUGCGGUGCCCGAGGACACUGGGCUGUAACUUCUCAAUAAAACUCACAGUCUGCUCCUC
Messenger RNA from Pogoniulus pusillus (Red-fronted tinkerbird), 1658 nucleotides. It is a transcript of the gene KCTD17, whose product is annotated as potassium channel tetramerization domain containing 17. Gene Ontology annotation, cellular component: Cul3-RING ubiquitin ligase complex; cytoplasm. The transcript has 8 exons. Lineage: Eukaryota; Metazoa; Chordata; Aves; Piciformes; Lybiidae. Gene Ontology annotation, biological process: proteasome-mediated ubiquitin-dependent protein catabolic process; protein homooligomerization; positive regulation of cilium assembly. The record is from RefSeq and is a predicted model, not a curated record. Gene Ontology annotation, molecular function: cullin family protein binding. The coding region runs from base 88 to 951 and encodes 287 amino acids.